CUAGCCGUUAGAUAAACGAAAUUCAAAAGCUUCCAAGCGGCGCUUGUUUACUAUCCAACGUUCAAAAACAAAUAAAUCCGCUUUAAAUUUCCUUUUUCUUUUUUCCCAUUUAAACUGCAAAGACGACGUCGUUUGCCCUUACUCAGACGCCGUUUUAUAACCUCAGAGACUCUCUCAUCAAUCGCUCUCUCUCUCAUCGGAAGGAAGAAGAAGGAUCUUUGUUAUCUUCCUCUUCUCCUUCUUCUACUUUCGAUCAGUCGUGAAUCUGAUUCUACUCUAGUCUAACUGAGUGCUUUCGAUUUCUUAAUAAAAAUUCGAUUUUUCGAUUAAGAAAGCGAAAGUGAUGGCCGCCGUAAAUGGGUAUCAGGGAAAUACUCCGGCAGAUCCUCCGGCGUCUAAUGGAUCAAAACAACCUGCGGCUCCGACCAAGACUGUUGACAGCCAAUCUGUUCUCAAGAGGCUGCAAUCUGAAUUGAUGGGCUUGAUGAUGGGCGGUGGUCCAGGAAUAUCGGCUUUCCCUGAGGAAGACAACAUAUUCUGCUGGAAAGGGACAAUAACAGGAAGCAAAGAUACUGUGUUUGAAGGAACUGAGUACAGACUCUCACUCUCUUUUUCCAAUGAUUAUCCUUUCAAACCUCCAAAGGUUAAGUUUGAGACAUGUUGCUUCCACCCCAAUGUUGAUGUCUAUGGCAAUAUCUGCUUAGACAUUCUUCAGGAUAAGUGGUCAUCUGCUUAUGAUGUCAGGACAAUACUACUAUCGAUUCAGAGCCUCCUGGGAGAACCGAACAUCAGUUCACCAUUGAACACUCAAGCAGCUCAGCUCUGGAGUAACCAAGAAGAGUACAGGAAGAUGGUUGAGAAGCUCUACAAGCCUCCCAGUGCAUGAUUUCUGCAAGCUGUUCUGAUUCAUAAAACUCCAAUGCCUCUGAUGAUUUCCACAUAAGACGAUUUUUCAGAAGAAAACACUGUCAUUCAUUUGCUUUUAUUCUUUGUUUUUGAACAUCAGAAGUUCUCUGUAGCUUUACCUUGAGUUUUGACUUGAGCCAAAUAAUGAGUUUUUCAGAGAUUAAUCAGA
This is a messenger RNA of Arabidopsis lyrata subsp. lyrata, 1075 nucleotides long. Its product is annotated as ubiquitin-conjugating enzyme E2 20. The coding region runs from base 344 to 886 and encodes 180 amino acids. The record is from RefSeq and is a predicted model, not a curated record. Lineage: Eukaryota; Viridiplantae; Streptophyta; Magnoliopsida; Brassicales; Brassicaceae. The transcript has 6 exons.